Molecule: messenger RNA, 6372 nt
Organism: Macrobrachium nipponense
Lineage: Eukaryota; Metazoa; Arthropoda; Malacostraca; Decapoda; Palaemonidae
Product: putative neural-cadherin 2
Exons: 21
Coding region: 1-6081 (2026 amino acids)
Biological process (GO): adherens junction organization; cell-cell junction assembly; multicellular organism development
Cellular component (GO): adherens junction; catenin complex; plasma membrane
Molecular function (GO): cadherin binding; calcium ion binding
Source: RefSeq, a predicted model, not a curated record
AUGCAGAUGAGUCACCUAACUACCUCAUUUCACUUGACAAAUUCAAGAAUGCCCCAUAUUUCGAGAAAUGCCAAUUUUAAACCUUCGACCUCAGAUAUGGAAGUAAUCGAAAGCCCCGAUGAUGGACAGCUGAGACAAGAGUCCCGCUUUGUGAAAAAGGCCAAGAGGUCUCCUGAUGGGGUAUUUCAAACAAAACGCAAAAGCAGUAGUAUGCCAUAUGAAAGCCCCUCCGUUAUUCAAGAGUUCAUAGAAUCUAAAGCGUCAUCUUCUAGCACAGUGCAUAAGUUAGGAAGUAUGCAAGAAUCUGGAGACCAAUUCAGAUAUGAUCAUUUAAAUGACAUGAAGGAAAAGAAAAUUGAAAGUUUCCCCGUCCACUCCACAAUAUCUAGAGAAGCUACUUCUUCGAUGUCAUUUUCAUUAAGUAAUGACACCAAAAAACCCUCUACAAUUUUAUCUCCCAAGAGUAAGAUUGACCCGGUGAGAGAAGGGGUCAUUGCUAACAGUGGCCUACAUUCCACAGGUGUUACUGCAAAUUCAACUACAUUUGAUGAAUACUCUCAUAAUCUUGAGUUAAACUUUUCAAAGCCCUCAGCAUCACCAAAGCUACUUGAGACUCCCAUGGGAGGUUUUGCGCUCAGAGAAGCUCGUGGUACAUUAUCACAGAAAACGAGAGCACAUCCAAACAAUAAACACCGAAGCUCUCUUGGUAAAAGAAAUAUUUCUUCACCCAAGACUAAAAACUUUCUCCCUGCUUUAGUCACAAGAAAUCGACGGAUCAGAUCCAGCAGUCAAAGUUACAGGAAGCCAGGUGUCAGAAAGCGAGAGAGCAAAUGGGUAUUGAAGAGGCCAAGAGGCAAAGGCUGGCUCUCGAGAGGGGCCAGAGAUACCAUAGUGGAAUCUCCUUUCGAUAUGUUUGACUUAGAUGAGGAAGAAUGCUACGAGGCGCCCCAGGUCAGUGGCUCGGUGACCGAUGAGACAGGGAAUCGCAAGGACAACCCGGUCCAUGAGGUGGAGAUCCUUGUGACAGUCAUUGUCAAGGAUAUUAAUGACAACGCGCCUAUCUUCCCCAACGUGACGAUGUUUGGAGAAGUGCAGGAAAAUGGACCAGUAGACCUGUCGGUGGCCGAAGUAUCUGCCUGGGACGCUGACGACGCCACCGAAGGCACCAACGCUCGCAUCACCUACGCCAUCGAGAAGAACGUCAUCCACGACAAGUCCGGAGAGGCCAUCUUCAGCGUGCAUCCUCACUCCGGGCUGGUGACGACCGCCCUCUGCUGCCUGGACAGGGAAACCACGCCCGAGUACCAUAUUCAAGUGGUGGCUGCCGAUGGGGGAGGACUCAAAGGUACGGGUACAGUGGUUGUUCGCCUGACGGACGAAAACGACAACUCUCCGCGACUUGCUAGGCAGUACUGGGAGCUGGAAGUGGACGAGACGUGGGGCGAUGGUCCCCCGAAUAACUUGACCCUCUUGGAGAUGACGGCAGCAGAUCCUGACACGAAGAACCAGUUCUCAUACAAGAUCGUUGAGGAAAGCGGCUGGGGCUGGGACCACUUUGGCAUCCGGUCGACUGGAGCAUCCGGGCAGCUGUAUGCCCUGAGGACACUGGAUUAUGAGGACGAUACCCAUCGCCAGGGAUUCAAGUUCAUGGUUCAAGUCACUGAUCGGGGGGAUGGCGGAUGGGUCGACCCCAGGCAUCAAGACACGGCCUGGGUGGGCGUUAAACUCCGGGACCUCAACGACAACGCCCCUCAGUUCGUUCGUCCCCACGUCCACGUCACCAUUAGCGAGGAUGCCCCUCCGGGCACUUUGCUGGCUACCAUGCCCGCCCGCGAUCCUGAUGUUGGAGGAGCGGGCCAAGUGGACUACUCUGUAGUGGGUGGCUGGAACUCGCUGCAGGUGGACAAGAAGGGAGACGUGACGCUGUACCGCCGUUUGGACCGCGAGGCUGAAGAGGGCGCCUUGGGCAUCGCCCAAAUCCUGGGCACAGACAGGGGAGAGCCGCCCCUGACUGCCACCGCAACCUUGACGAUCACAGUCACAGACGUCAACGACUGUCCCCCUCGCCUUCUUCCUCCGGAAGUCCUUCACGUGACGGAGGGCGACCCUCCCGCCCUUCUCGGUGUCCUGACGGCUACUGACGAUGACAUUUGGGCCCUCGGCCAUGGCCCUCCCUUCAGCAUGUCGCUCUCGCCGUCGAAUCCACCUUACGUCACGGAUCUCGUCAGGCUGAAGUUUGAUCAGCAUGUCGACAGCGGUCGAGGAGGAGCCGAGUUAUGGACCCGAGGCUCUCUGGAUCGUGAGACGCAUCGAACGCUUCCCGUAGAAGUCGUGAUUGGCGACGCCGGAGGACUUAACAGGACUCAGACCAUAACGAUCGUUGUCAAUGACUUGAACGAUAAUCCCAUGAAACCUGCCGCCAAGACGGUCUACCUGUGGCAGACUCAGGGGAGCGGAUCAGACGCGCCCUUAGGUCGCGUGUAUGUAGACGACCCAGACGACUGGGACAUAGCCGACAAGACCUUCCGAUGGGCUGGGAAGGCCCAUCCCCUGUUUAAACUGAACGCUGACGACGGCACCAUUUUUGCUUCCAGCCUGGUGCGAGAAGGAAGGUACCUGCUUCACUUUGCGGUGAGUGACCGAGUGUGGAGUCAAGUGGGAGUUGCUGCCAACGUUACGGUGGUGGUCAGAACCUUGACCCACGAUGCCCUGACCCACGCAGCACCAGUCAUUCUGACUCCUAUUACUCCAGCCGACUUGACCAGGGGUUGGACGCCCACGACUGGAGGAGGUGGUCUGGGGAAGCUCCUGGAGGCGGUUCACGACAUCAUUUCCGAAGGUCGCCCCUACAAAGUAGAAGUCGUCAGCGUCUACGAGAAUGAUACUCCUCCAGGAAUCGCGUCAACAGUCCCCUUCACUCCUUCAAGAAAUAAAUCCUCAGCCACUCAUCCACAAGAAAGGGAACAACCAGUUGGUACUAAUUCAUCCAGUGACCAUCCAGCGCCAACCGCUUGCGUCUGGGUGAGCGUGAAGGAUGAUAAGGAUGCUUUUGUAGAUCCAGUCAAACUACAGGGUUUGUUGUCUCUCCACAAGGAUAAGUUGGAGAAAGCCACUGGCCUCUCAGUGUCCCUGAAGGAUCCACCACCUCUCUUCGAAAAGAAAGGGCCCUCGGUUCAGCAGGUCCCUAAGAAGGACACGGUCAGUGGAGGACAUCCCCCGCACCUCGAAGGACCAGAGGACUCGGCUCUCUCCACUCUCAAGUUGUCUUACGAAGACGGGGCUUCUGUGACCUCUCUCGCUUCGACAGCACUUCCUCUUCAGGUUGUUGACACGAACAUGACCUCGUUAGUGACUCCUCUCCUCGUCCGAACCCACGAGUGUCUCCCCGAGGGAAGCCCCAGGGGCCACGGCUUCGCCUCUUACGACCCUGCCACCUGCGCUCCUUCCAAUUGCCUCAACGGAGGAAGGUGCGUCAGAUUCCCUUCGGGAAGCAGAUGCGUGUGUCCUGGAGGUUCCUGGGGUCCCCAGUGCAAGAUCCUCUCAAGGACCUUCCGUGGAUCUAGUUGGGUGUGGUUGAAACCUCUUCCUCCGUGUCUUCCAACAACGCUGUCCCUUCGUGUCCUGACGCGCAGGUCACACGGACUGCUCCUUUAUUCCGGCCCCCUCGUCCCACAGUCGCAGCUCUUUGGGUCGACUUAUUGGAGUCUUCCCUCGCCCAUGUUUGCUCUGCAAGUGGUCGAGAAUAAACCUCAGUUCAUCGUCGAAGGGAUUGGCAAUUCAUUCGUUCUCAGAGUGAAUGCGUCGGUGACCGACGGCGAGUGGCACACCAUACACCUCCACUUGCAUUCACAGGGGGCGGUCAUGAUGGUGGAUUUCUGCGGCCUCGGGUGGGGGGACAAGACGCCAGACGACUCCCAUUGCGUCGCUAGGGAGUCCUGGGGCCUUCCACAAGGUCUGAGAGCGUGGGAAGUCCUGGGUCCUCUGCAGAUUGGGGGUCUAGCUCAAGGGCCGCAGCGACCGAAGGAUUAUGGAUGGAAUCGAGCUCCUACACCUCAUUAUCUUGACGGAUGUCUUUCAGAUUUGAAUAUAAAUGGUCAGUUAAUGGACUUGGGAGAGCCAGCAUACAGCAAAGACAGCACAGCAGGCUGUCAACCGCAGGAAACAGCAUGCCCAGGUGGCCCAGGAACUUGUGGCAUCAGAGGUGCCUGUUCGGGUGGACUGAAUCGCCCUGAAUGCCACUGUGACCCCGGGUGGACAGGGGUCAGUUGCGACACCCCAACAGUCCCAGCCACUUUGGGUUCGAAGUCGUACAUGAAACUGGCACUGUCUUUCACCCCUCCGUCAAGAGUCGUGAGCGUCCAGUUGAAGGUCAGGACACUUGGCAACCCCACCGGGAUGCUCGUUCGUCUUGCCGCCCAGCACACGCAGCAUUCAUUUAUUCUUCAUCUCAGAGCCGGGGUGGCCUGCGCGUCAGUGUCCGGGGCUGGGUGGGCCGCCAGGGUUGCUUGCGUCGAGGGCAGACCCGUAGGAGAUGGCCACUGGCACACCAUCAGAGCAGAAAGACACGGCCACAAUCUCCUCAUCAGCGUCGACGGAGGAGACGAAUGGCGGGUCAACAGAUCGAUCCCCUCCUUAAUGCCCGGGAGGCCCAGUCUCCAAGAGGAAAUGGCAGGCCCGCCGAUGCCUUUGGAGAUUGACAAGCAUGAUGGAGUGACGGUCGGCGGGCUGCCCGAGUUUCUGGGCGUCAAACUCGUGACCGUUGGAGAUGACUUACAAGACACUUGUAUAGAUGACUUGAGAGUGUCAGAUCGUCAGCUGCCGCUUCCUCCCGCGGUCAACGGCAGCACCUGGGGCCAAGUGACCACUUUAGAUGGGUUCAUGAAAGGUUGCAACCCUCCCACCUCUUGUCUGAACACGACCUGUGAUCCCCCACUCUCCUGUCACGCCUCCUGGACGCAGCCUUCUUGCAGCUGCGGUUCAGGACGUCAUUUGGUGGGGUCAGCGUGUGAAGACAUCAACGAGUGUCUGUUAGAGCCCUGCCUUCACGGAGGAACCUGCUACGACCUAAGACCGGACUACUUGUGCCUCUGUGGACCGAACCACAUCGGCGACAACUGUGAGUGGGCCAAAGUCUCGAGCACGGGCCACCAACUCACCGCGCCGGCUGCCAUAGCGGCCGUUACGCUGUCACUCCUCUUCUUAGUUCUCAUGGGAGUGUGUAUCUCCUUGCGGCAACACCGACUACGAACAGCCAGGGCGUUGGGUCGCCAGGAGACGGAGGAGACCAGGGACAAGGACUCCGUCAUAGCCGUUAAAAUAGGAUGCAAGGGAUCGGUGAUGACUCUCGACCCAGAGAAGAAAGAAGCUUUCCUGGGACUGGAAAGUAAAUGGAAGGAAACUGGCGAACCCAAAGGGACGACCCCCAAGAGAAAAGGACCCGGGGACGAGUCGCACACCACCUUCCUCGAGUUGCUCCAACUCUCUCGGGCCAAACCUGCAAAGGAGACUAAAGAAGGAGGUAGUGCGAUCAGCAGUGGAGUUAGUGCUGCUGUCAUCACCUCUGCUGGAGUCAAUGGUAGUCAAGAGAUUGCAUUGGUGGCACCCACUGACCGUCAGCAUCACCACUUAGCUGGGGAAGACCUAAGAAAUUACGCAUAUGAGGGCGAUGGAUCAUCGUCAGGAUCUCUGGCUUCUACCAUAUCUGGUUUAAGAGCCGAAUUGGAACGCGAGGAACCUGGCAGAGUAAUAACUGCUGAAUUUGUUGAAGUUAUGGACCUCUUGAAGAACCUUCCGGAGGCUCCUAAAUCCUCCAUCCUUCUCGCCAGACUCAAAGAAAAACGAACUUCCGCGAAUGAGGUUAGAAACCCCGAAGUCAUAUCCACGGUGUCACUGGGGUCAUUAAGAAGGAGAGAAGGCAAGAGUAUAGAGCAUUGUAGACAUUCUCCGCCGUCUCCUCCAACUGCGUCUUCGGGGUCUUCACCUCGGCCUCCGAACGAGAUGAGGAACGCCAAGAUGCCUUCGUCCUCCAAUGGUGCCCAGGUAGUUUGUAGUAACAAAGAUGAACUCACGACUGCCUGCUGACGAUAACAUUCAUGUAUUUUCGUUCAAGUGUCCGAUGUUGAAGUUACAAGUAACUAUACUGAGAGGUAACUGGAACGUGCUAAAAUUUCACACGGCUGUUUUUGUUGAGAAAGUAAGUAAACCUUGUACAAAUUACCAGUUGUGUACCAAAAUAUGUACAAUUCUGAUUAUAGGCAGUAAUUAUCAUCUGUGUACUACUAGAAUUUUCUCAAAAAUUAAUAGCAUGUAGAUGUUUUAUACAUUUAUAUAACAAAUGUAUAUUAUAAAUGAAUGUUUCAAUAAAAAAAGCAA